This is a messenger RNA of Schistosoma mattheei, 633 nucleotides long. The record is from the annotation of a GenBank genome assembly. NCBI's taxonomy places the organism in Eukaryota, Metazoa, Platyhelminthes, Trematoda, Strigeidida, Schistosomatidae.
AUGAUGAUGAUGAUGAUGAUGAUGAUGAUGAUGAUGAUGAUGAUGAUGAUGAUGAUGAUGAUGAUGAUGAUGAUGAUGAUGAUGAUGAUGAUGAUGAUGAUGAUGAUGAUGAUGAUGAUGAUGAUGAUGAUGAUGAUGAUGAUGAUGAUGAUGAUGAUGAUGAUGAUGAUGAUGAUGAUGAUGAUGAUGAUGAUGAUGAUGAUGAUGAUGAUGAUGAUGAUGAUGAUGAUGAUGAUGAUGAUGAUGAUGAUGAUGAUGAUGAUGAUGAUGAUGAUGAUGAUGAUGAUGAUGAUGAUGAUGAUGAUGAUGAUGAUGAUGAUGAUGAUGAUGAUGAUGAUGAUGAUGAUGAUGAUGAUGAUGAUGAUGAUGAUGAUGAUGAUGAUGAUGAUGAUGAUGAUGAUGAUGAUGAUGAUGAUGAUGAUGAUGAUGAUGAUGAUGAUGAUGAUGAUGAUGAUGAUGAUGAUGAUGAUGAUGAUGAUGAUGAUGAUGAUGAUGAUGAUGAUGAUGAUGAUGAUGAUGAUGAUGAUGAUGAUGAUGAUGAUGAUGAUGAUGAUGAUGAUGAUGAUGAUGAUGAUGAUGAUGAUGAUGAUGAUGAUGAUGAUGAUGAUGAUGAUGAUGAUGAUGAUGAUAUGA